CGACGAGAGAACGAUAAUCUCUUCUUCCUCCGGCGAAAGAAGCCUCUUCCGCCUUUCUCUUCCAAACUCUCAUCAUCGCCAUGUCUCCUUAAAAUCAAUUCUUCGUCAUCUGUAAAUCACUAAAUCAUCCGCCGUUAAUUCCAGGCCGUGUUUUUUAUUUAAUCUCCAGAAUCUAAUCUCCGUCUGAUUCUCCAGAGUUUUUGACCUAAGUAAUGUGAUUUUAUUUUUCCGAUCUCUGUUUCAUUUUCAAAAUCGAGGAAGAUCGAUUGGAUUAGUGUUGAUAUAGGUUUAAUCGUAAUUGUUGUAAAAAAAAAAAGGAUUUGACGGUCAGUUAGUUGUGAAAUCUCUCAAAGGUUUCUUUAAGCUUUUUCGUUGACUUUUUUUUUUGAGAUUGAUGCUGGAUCUCAAUCUCGACGAGGUUUCCGGUGCUGUUGUGAAUCAGAUGGAUGAAUCAGUGACGUCGAACUCUUCUCUAGUCAAUGCUGAAGCUUCCAGUUGUAUCGAUGGUGAAGAGGAGAUGUGUUCGACACCUGCAGUGAAGUUUCAGUUUGAGAUACUGAAGGGAGGAGGAGGAGGGAGAGAAGAAGAUGUGAUGAUGACUAAGGAGUUCUUUCCUGUUGCUAAAGGUGGGGAUGGAGAUGGUGUGAGUUUUGUGGAUUUGAGUGGGCAGAGUUCGAGGAGCUCUGUUGAUAUUUCUUUUCAGAGAGGGAAUCAAGGGGGUGACUUUCUUGGUGGAGAGGCUGCGAGGGGGAUGCAGCCACCAGCACAGCCGGUGAAGAAGAGUAGGAGAGGGCCUAGGUCUAAGAGUUCGCAGUAUAGAGGUGUUACUUUUUAUAGGAGGACAGGCAGAUGGGAGUCGCAUAUCUGGGAUUGCGGUAAACAAGUUUAUUUAGGUGGAUUUGACACUGCCCAUGCUGCAGCUAGGGCGUAUGAUCGAGCUGCUGUCAAGUUCAGGGGUUUGGAGGCUGAUAUCAAUUUCGUUAUCGGUGAUUAUGAAGAGGAUCUCAAGCAGAUGGCGAAUCUAUCUAAAGAGGAAGUUGUGCAAGUACUCCGGCGUCAGAGCUCUGGUUUCUCUAGGAAUAAUUCAAGAUAUCAAGGAGUUGCGUUACAGAAGAUUGGCGGGUGGGGAGCUCAAAUGGAGCAGUUAAAUGGAAGCAUGGCUUAUGACAAAGCGACAGCCCUGAAAUGGAAUGGAAGGGAGGCUGCUUCUUUAAUCGAGCCUCAUUCAUCCCGGAUUAUUCCGGAGACAGCUAAUGCUAAGCUCGACCUCCAUUUGGGAAUCUCUCUUUCACUGGGAGAUAGUCCAAAGCAAAACCUUAACAAUAUCGUAUGUGGAAGGAACUCCAAGAUGGAGAACCACAUGGCUGCAGCGACUUGUGAUGCACCUUUCAAUUUCUUGAAGAGGGGUUCAGACCACCUUAUUAACCGGCAUGUCCAUCCUUCUGCCUUCUUUUCACCCAUGGAAAGAGAACCAGGAAAAGGUUUUAUGUCAUUGUCUACCCAAAGCUUCCCAGCCAGGACAUGGCAAACGCAAGAUCAGCCCAGUGGUGGAACGUCCACAACAGCUACAGCAUCGCCACUGCUCUCAAAUGCAGCAUCAUCAGGAUUCUCACACUCAUCUACACACCCGCCUUCUUCAUCCUACUCAUCCCUUCCUCAAUCUAAAUAUGCCCGGUCUCUAUCUCAUUCACCCAUCUGAGUACGCAUCUCAACACCAAGACCACCACCAUGACAUUAACCGCUCACAACCACCACCAUAGAUUCUUGAUUCCUCCACCAAACUGAAGGUUCCAAACAUGGCUGAAAGUUGGAGCAACUUGAACUUGCCAAUCCCUAAGAUAUAUAUUUGCCAUUGUUGGCUUCUCAUUCUUCUUUUGAUUUGUAACAUAAAGCCCCAGGGGGUAAUUACAAAAUAGAAACCCAAACCCACCCCAUUUGUCAUAGUACUAUGAUGUCUCUGAGAUUGAUAACCGUGUUCAAACUCAAUGCUAUCUAUUUGUAUGAAUAUACUGUGAGUGAGACUUUUCCUAACUCGUCG
Messenger RNA from Eruca vesicaria subsp. sativa (arugula), 2038 nucleotides. The record is from the annotation of a GenBank genome assembly. Lineage: Eukaryota; Viridiplantae; Streptophyta; Magnoliopsida; Brassicales; Brassicaceae.